Wallemia mellicola CBS 633.66 is the source of this 2603-nucleotide messenger RNA. RefSeq lists its product as hypothetical. Gene Ontology annotation, molecular function: hydrolase activity, hydrolyzing O-glycosyl compounds. The record is from RefSeq and is a predicted model, not a curated record. The coding region runs from base 1399 to 2550 and encodes 383 amino acids. The transcript has 4 exons. NCBI's taxonomy places the organism in Eukaryota, Fungi, Basidiomycota, Wallemiomycetes, Wallemiales, Wallemiaceae. Gene Ontology annotation, biological process: glucan catabolic process.
GAGCAACAACGAUGGCGGCAGAUGAGGAAUUAUCUGUUUCUAGCAGCACAACUGCUAGGUCGUUUGAAGAGACUGAGAUAAAGCAGCAGUCCUUUAUAUCACGGAAUGCAGGUCUCCUGAUGAUAGCACUUGCUCAGCUUUUUUUCUCGUCCAUGUCUCUAGCCGUAAAGGUACUAGCAGACGUUGAUCCACCAGUAUCUGCCCUAGAACUUGUUGUAGUACGUAUGGGAUUGACUGGUGUACUCAGUCAGAUGUACAUAUUAGUACAUAAUAUAUUUUCGGAUGACAAAAUACCCAACCCUAUUUUAGGACCACUGGAAGUUAGAGGUCUUUUAUUCGCCAGAGGAUUUGUCGGAUUCGCCUCGAUAACGGCACUCUAUCACAGUUUGAAAUACCUUGAUUUGAGCGAUGUAUCUGCUCUACAAUUCUUAUUACCAACAAUCAGCGGUUUCUCUGGUAUGCUUUUUCUGAAAGAGCCUUACCUCCCAAUAGAGAGAUAUUCCAGCAUCGUCAGUUUAUUAGGUGUUAUAUUGAUUGCUAGGCCACCAUUUAUAUUUGGGCAUGAGGGCGCUCAGAUAAACGUAGACUUAGGCGCUAUCGGGAUCAGAACAUUAGCAGUCUGUGCCGUCAUAGUCAGUGUAUUCGGCGCUAGUCUGGCUUAUGUUACUACUCGCGCUAUUGGUAAACGAGCACAUCCAAUGCACGUAAUAUUGGCCUUUUCUUGGUGUUCGGUAAUAUUCGGUACACUCAUGAUGAAAAUACAGGGUGAGCAGUUCGUUUUACCGAAAUCAUCAAAAUGGACUGCAUUGUUGAUCGCUGUCGGAACAUUUGGUUUCCUCGGCCAAAUCCUUUUAACAUUGGGUUUGCGGAGAGAGAAAGUCGGUAGAGCUUCCCUUGGGAUGUACUUACAGAUAGUUUUCGCCCUCAUUUUUGAGAAAGUUUUCUUCAAUACAACACCAGAAAUGCUGUCAGUCGUUGGGGCCUCACUUAUCAUCGCGACAAGCACGAUUGUCGCCAUGAACAAGAACAAAAACAAGACAGAGGAGAAAGAAAACGACGAGCGUGAAACUCUCUUACGCGACGAAAGACAACGGUUUGCAAGCGUCGAUUAUGGAACUUUAGAACAGCGGAGGACAUAACCAACACAUCAUCUCAUAUGUACAUUUAUACACAACGACAUUUCAUUCAUUUAACAUGCCGAACAAGUCUUCUAAAUAUCACAUAGUUAUCCACCUUCCUUUUUAAAAAUAUCACGCGUUUCAUUAUCUUCAAAUAACGCGUCUUCGUUCUUCGCGCUUGAAUAUAAACUAAUCAAUCGAGACUAAAAUACCAAAGCUUUAUAGUAACUGAUGCUGUUUCUUUAUCUAACGACAAGGACUCCAAGCAAGAGAGUAUAAAAUGAGACAUACACUCGCAGCAUUAUCUUUAAGUACAGCUAUAUUAGCUCAGGCCUUCGUACCUUCGAGCGAAGACUUUAAGAACCUUAAUCCUACAUCAUCUUGGGACCACACGCCUUUCCCAGGAGCAAUCCACGAUGAGCCACUUGGAGGCGACUAUAGUGAUCCUAGCGGGAUUGAACCACCGUCAGAAGAGGCACCAGAUUCUCCAAAUGGAGAAGGAUAUGAACUCGUAAAGGACAUGCAAGGAGAAGAGUUCUUUGAUUACUUCUACUUUUAUGCGGAUGAAGAUCCUACACACGGCUAUGUCGAUUAUGUCGACUCCAAGUACGCCUUCAAGGAGGGUCUUGCUGGUAUGACAGACUCAGGCCGUCCAUUCUUUAGAGUUGAGUCUACUCCAAAGAUUACAGGUCCUCGUAAAUCCAUCAGAUUGGAAAGCAACUUCAACUACACCGGUGGUGUUGUCCUUCUCGAUGUAUGGCGUGUUCCAGGUAGCGUAUGUGGUUUGUGGCCAGCUUUCUGGUCAAAUGGCGAGACCUAUGAUUGGCCAGAAUGGGGUGAAAUUGAUAUUAUCGAGGGUGUAAAUGCAUUCACUGAAAACCAAUCUUCCUUCCACACUGCAAGUGGUUGUUACAUCUCUGAAGGCUCUUCAAAUAAGUUCACCGGAAAAUUGACACACGAUGGCGAGCUCGCAAGGACAUGCUCUGCCUUCGAGUCUAACAAUGAAGGAUGCGGUAUUAAGGACAAUCACAAGAACACCUACGGUACCCCACUUAACAAGCGUGACGGUGGUGUCUUCGCUAUGCAAUGGUUACCGGAAUACGGUAUCUCAACCUGGUUCUUCCCACGUGGACAUAUCCCGGAGGACAUCGAGAAGGGAAAGCCAUCUCCAUCUCAAUGGGGCAAGCCAUAUGCUCAUCUCUCCAACGACGGCUGUGAAAUAUCUGAAUACUUUAAGCACCACCAACUUAUCUUUGAUACCACCCUUGCUGGUGAUUGGAGUGGAAGAGUUUGGGCAGAAGAGGAGAUCUGGCAGGAAGAGACCUGUGCUAAUAUGACUGGAUACGCCACAGCCGAAGAGUACAUUAGAGAGGAAGGUGAAGCUUUCGAAGAUGCAGUAUGGGAAAUUGGCUAUGUCAAGCUCUACCAAUGAUUUUGUGCUGUGCUUUAAUUGUAUUAUUAUUAGUUACUCUUAAUUUAAAUUUU